CCCAGGAGUGUCUUCUGGUGGGGGUGGGAGUGGGACCUGCAGGAGCUGGGACCAACCUCUGAGGCAUGACAUGGGGUCUGCUCAGCACCUACUGGGUUUCUGUACCUCCAACCAGCUGCGUGGGCAGUCCCGUGCCAGGGUCUGUAUCUUCAGUCGGCCAUGGGGAGUUGCUGUCUCCUGGCCCUGUGGCUGCACUGUGCUUUUGGAGGAGGCAUUGACUGUCUGCCUCCCUGAGGCUUCUGGCAGGAUAGGAAGCUCAGUGCCUAGUGCCUCUUAUUUCCUGAGCUGCCGCGUGUACUGCCUAGCAUCUACUUCAACCAUGCUGAUCUGCCCCUAACCUGGGCGGCAGCUCUGCCUUGGUGCAGCUGGCACUGUCAGCCUCCAAGCCACUAGCCAGGCGAUAGCCCAGAUCAGAGCCUUCUUGCAAGCCCAGAUCAGAGCCGUGCUUGCACAGGGCUCCUUUGACUCUGGGAGUUUGUGUACCUAAAGCUGACACUUUGCAGCUGUUGAAUGGGAGCACAUGCUGGGUACAGCUGCAGGGGUGGGCUGAAAAACCUUCCUGGAGGAGACUUGGCUCUGUGUGCUUAAUGGGGAACUGGCCCCUCCACACUGCCCAUAAAUGCUUCCUGUGCCAGCUGUGCAUGGCCUUGGCUCCCCUACUGAGCAUCCGUCUUCCUUCCCUGGCUUUGCAGGGCAUGAGAGAAAAGGAAGAUUGGGAAAUCACGGAGGUGAAGAUUUACAGAGGUGAAGAACUCAUGGGGUUGCAUCAGGCAGCCCAGUUCCAGUUCUGUAGGAGCAGGUUCCAGCCUGCUCCAAGAGCAUUCACCAUUUCUUUGCUUGGGUAAGCGCUUUGGGUUAGAGGUUUACCAGGGAGAGCCAUGUACUGGCUCCCUAUCCCUAGAGACCCAAGUGUGGAAGUUUUGGCUGGAGGAUUCUUACCAGCAUGUGGGCAUGGGGAGUUAUCAGAGCAACUGAGAGCUGGAUCCCAGUCUCUCAUGAAUCAAAAUUAGGGUUGGAAGGCACCUCAGGAGGUCAUCUAGCUCAACCCCUUGCUCAAAGCAGGACUAUCCCCAACUGUAUCAUCCUAGCCAAGCUUUGUCUAGCUAGGUCUUAAAAACAUCCAAGAAUGGAGAUUCAACAACCUCUCUGGGUAACCUGUUCCAGUAUUUUACUACCCUACUACUGAGAAAAUUCUUCCUAAUAUCUAAUCUAAACUUCUCUUGCUGCAACUCCAGACCAUUGUUCGUUGUUCUGUCAUCUGCCACUACUGAGAACAGUCUAGCUCCAUCCUCUUUUGAAUCCCCUUCAGUUAGAUGAAGGCUGCUAUUAAAUCCCCCUUCAAUUUUUUUUCUCUAGACUAAAUAAACCCAGUUCCCUCAGCCUCUCUUCAUAAGUCAUGUGCCCUAGCUGCCUCACCAUUUUCAUUAUCCUCUGCUGGACUCUCUCCAAUCUGUCUGCAUCCUUUCAGUUUUGGACCUCCUCCUACAGAAUGCAGGACUCCAGAUGCGGCCUCACCAGUGCUGGGUAGAGGGGAAGAAUCACUUCCCUUCUCUGCUGGCAACACACCUACCAAUGCAGCCCAGUAUGCCAUUAGCCUUGGCAGUAAAGGCACACUGUUAGUUCAUAUUCAGCUUAUUGUCUGUCCACUGUAACUCCCAGGUCCUUUUCUGCAGAGCUGCUGCCCAGCCAGUCAGCCCCUGCUCCAAGCUGGAGCAAGUAGCUUCCCCUUUGCUCUCCCCCCUUCCCAUCCAGCUCCCCUGCCUUUUCCUUGGCUCUCCCUGUGUUGCUAUAACCUCCUUUGUAUGUGCCCUCCUUUCAGCUCCUUUCAUUUCUCUGCCCACAUAUGUUUCUGCAGGGCUCCCUGCCCGCAAGAAGCUGCAUGGCAGGCUCUGUGGGCAAUGGUGAAAGCCCUUUGUGCUGUUCACAAGAAGCUGUGGAUCAGCUGGGCUCAGGGAGGAGGGUGGAAGUGGCAGGCAUAGGAAACCUUGUAGAGUUUAGACCUUGCCUGGUGCAGGCCCAUGUUUCAUAGUAGUUUGGGGUCAGAAGGGACCUGAACAGAUCAUCUAGUCUGACACCCUGCCACUGGCAGGAGCACACGCUGGGAUCACAUGACCCCAGACAGGUGUUCAUCCAACUUCUUUUUGGACACCAAAGUAGAACCUGUCUUGCUUGCUGUUCCCUUGUAUGGAGGCCUGCUCCCUGCCUUGGGCUCCUAUCUUCACUCCCUGCUGAAUAAGCACAGAAGAGAAGCAGGGUCUGAGUGGAAAAUUAGAGGCACCUGUCGUAGACACUGCCUGGAUGGGCCUGUCUUGAAACUGCUCUUAGGAGAGAAGGGCAGAUAGGAGAUAGCAGCCAAAGCCUUUAAGGAGCAGCCCAAGGUCACCUGACAAGCAGGGGCUGGGACAGAAAGAAGGAGGAGUGAGGGACAUGCCAACCUGCCAGUGCCUGGCAGCCAAGGGUACAGAGGCCUCUGUCUCUGGUGGGAGGGAACAGAGUAAGAGCAGGGCCAGGGUGUAGGUUCCACCAGGUCUAUUAAUGGGCAUCUUUGCACAGGCAGAGAUGGGUAAUUCUGUGUUUCUUUGGUAAAUGUCCACAGUGGAGGAGUAGAGUGGGACCCAGCUGCAUUGCAAUCCAGCCUCUGGGUUUCUCCAUGAAGCUGCCAGUUGUUGGGGGGGGCACGGUUAAGAACAGCUCAGUUACCCAGCAGUCAUGAGCGGGGCAGGGCUCAGUUUGGGUGGAUAGCUUUCUGGCUGGGAACUUGGGAAGGGUAGGUGUUGCCCACCGGGACUUUUCCCGGAGGCAGUGGGCUCUCCCAGGAGAGUGGGGCAUGCCAUAGGGCUUUGUCUUGCCCUCCUUUUCCUCAGCCUGGAUUCCCUCAUCCUAAGGUGCUAGGGUUACGGUUAGGCUGGGCGCCUCGUGUGAGAUGUCUGGCAGAACAAAUUGAUGUCCCUUUAGUGUAGCUACGAGCACUGCCUUGGUGGGGGUGACCCGAGAGUCGCCAUCGGGUGCUGGAAAGGUUCCAGGCUGCUCCCUCCGAGACGUUCCAGCGGUGCGCAGCGAUAGACGGCUUGGCACGGCUCUGCCCAGGUGCGCCUAGUGCAGAACCUACCCUGGCCUUGAGUGCCAGACCAGUGCCCGUCUCGGGGGACCCAGCCUCACUCCACAGAGGCGGCAGACAGGCUCCUCAGCUGAUUAUUCUGCCCUACCCUACCCUACCCUACCCUACCCUAGCGCAGCGAGAAGCAGAGUGGGACCUUCUUGCUCUCCCGCUGUGCGUGCACUGAGCGCCCCAGUCCAGCUGCGCUGUAGGUGUGCGCAUGCCUCUGAGCCAGCUGUACCAGGGCCUGCCCAGAUGUGUCCACGCCCCGCCCCCUCAGCCACACCAUGGCCAAUCCGGACGUGCGAUGCCCGCCCCGCCGCCAAUGGGUCGAUCACUCGCGCUCCUUCCCGGGGCGUGGCUUCCCCUUCCGCGUCCUCCAGCAGGGGCGGGCCGAGCUGGGCCACCGCCCAAUGGGGGAGGCAAGCGGUGGGUAGAGCACUUGGUGCGUCCGCCAAUGGCAGCAGCUGUCUCAGCGGCCCAAUGGGAGGUGGCCUCUCGGGGGCGGAGAACGUUCGGGUAGCAGCUGCGGCCUGACUCCUGGCUGGGUGCGGAUCGCCCGCAGGUGGGAGACCCAGUGGUGCAGGCGCGAUGCCCUUGUGCCAGUGUGCAGCCAAGCGCAGUGAGUCGGACAUGGAGGGCUGCUGCUUCUCAGCAGCUAGUGGCCUGCGUGUGCACCUGCACUGGGGCGGCCCAGAUGAGCCCGAGCGGCACCGCAGCUACGCACCAGGCCGGCUCUGUGCUGAGGACAUUUGCAUCGAUGUGGCCCGCAGGCUUGGCAUCACACCACUGUGCUACAGCCUCUUUGCACUCUAUGACCCCCAGGCCCGGCUCUGGUUCCCACCCAACCACAUUUUUGAGAUCAGCAAGGACACCAGCCUCAGCCUGCUUUUCCGCAUGAGGUUCUACUUUCGCAACUGGCAUGGACUGAGUGAGAAGGAGCCAGCUGUGUAUCGCAGUGCUCUGCGCCACAGCAAUGGCCCUGAUGAGCGCUUGCCUGGUAGUGCGUUGCUGGACCGUGCCUCCUUUGAGUACCUCUUUGAGCAGGGGAAGUUUGAAUUCGUGAAUGAUGUAGCAUCGCUGCAGGACCUGGCAACUGAGCAGGACCUUCAUCGUUUCAAGAACGAGAGCCUGGGCAUGGCCGUGCUGCACCUCUCCCACCUUGCCCUCCGCCGUGGCCUCUCCCUUGAGGAGGCAGCCAAGAAGUGCAGCUUCAAGGACUGCAUCCCGCGGUCCUUCCGCCGGCAGAUCCAGCAGAGCAGCUCCUUGACUCGCCUGCGGCUGCGCAGUGUCUUCCGGAGGUUCGUGCAGCAUUUCCAGCGGCACACAGUGGGUGCCGGACGGCUGACAGAGCAGGGCGUCAUGUACAAAUAUCUGGCUACAUUGGAGAGCCUGGCGCCCCGCUUUGGUGCCGAGCUUUAUCCUGUUCUUGCCCUCGACACUUCCCGUGAGGAUGACCGGACCCCACUAUAUGUCAAUGGGGGGCCCCCCAUGCCUGUGGAUGCCCCCCCACAUGGUGACUGCUUGCCCACCCACGAGGUCCUCGUCACUGGCGCUGAUGGGAUCCGGUGGCGGCCUGUGCCUGUUGAGGUGACAGAGAGUCCCCCACACCGGGGCUACUUUGGGCGGAAGGGCAGGAGCAAGGAGCCAGGUUCCCGGGAACCCCCUACCCUGGCUGAACACCACAAGCCCAAGUGGGUGCAGUUCUGCGACUUCCAGGAGAUCACACACGUCGUCCUCACUGGUGCCUGUGUUGGCAUCCACCGCCAGGACAACCAGUGCCUAGAGCUGGUGCUGCCAUCGCCUGAGGUCGCCCUGUCCCUGGUGUCACUGGUGGAUGGCUACUUCCGGCUCACAGCUGAUGCCAGCCACUAUCUCUGCCAUGAGGUGGCCCCCCCUCGCCUAGUCAUGAGCAUCCUCCAUGGCAUCCAUGGCCCCAUGCAGGAGGAGUUCGUGCUAGCCAAGCUGCGGCAGGAGCCACUGGAGGAUGGGCUGUAUGUGCUGCGCUGGAGUGUCAUGGACUUCGACAGAAUGAUCCUGUUGGUGGCUAAAAGGAGCUGCCCCCAGGGCUCUGGGACACAGGCCUCCUUGCAGCACAGGCAGUUCCGGAUCCAGCAGAAGGGUGACACCUUUGUGUUGGAGGGCUGGGACCGGGCUUUCCUCUCUGUGCGCCAGCUCUUGGACACACUCAAGGGUUGCACCCUCAAGUCGGGCAAUGAGAACUUCACCGUGUGCCGUUGCUGCCCACCCAAGCCAGGAGAGAUUUCAGACCUGAUCAUCACACGGAAGGUGAAGGCCGGUGCCAAGCCCAUGCUGAACUUGACCCAGCUGCGCUUCCACCAGAUCCGCAAGGAUGAGAUCACCCAGAGGGCGCAUCUGGGGCAGGGCACACGCACCAACAUCUAUGAGGGGCUGCUGCACGUGUGCGGGGGCGUGGGAGCCAAUGACGAGGCUGAGCCCUUCCCCCCUGAGCCGAAUAACAAUGGGCAGGAGCUGCGUGUGGUGCUCAAGGUGCUGGACCCAAGCCACAGGGACAUUGCACUGGCAUUCUUCGAGACGGCCAGCCUCAUGAGCCAGGUUUCACAUGUGCACCUGGCCUUCGUGCACGGUGUCUGUGUGCGGGGUUCUGAGAAUAUCAUGGUGGAGGAGUUUGUGGAGCAUGGCCCUCUGGAUGUCCUGCUGCGCAAAGAGAAGGGCCGGGUAACCGUGAGCUGGAAGAUCACUGUGGCCAAGCAGCUGGCCAGUGCCCUCAGCUACCUGGAGGACAAGAACCUGGUGCAUGGGAAUGUAUGUGCCAAGAACAUACUGCUGGCCCGGCGGGGGCUGGAGGAUGGGGCCAUGCCCUUUGUCAAGCUCAGUGACCCAGGCAUCAGUUUCUCUGUGCUCUCUCGAGAAGAGCGUGUGGACCGGAUCCCGUGGAUCGCACCUGAGUGUGUGCAGGAUGUGAGCAGCCUCAGCCCCGCGGCCGACAAAUGGAGCUUUGGCACCACCCUGCUGGAGAUCUGUUUUGAUGCUGAUGUCCCCCUGAAGGAGCGCACCCCGCCAGAGAAGGAGCGCUUCUAUGAGAAGAGGCACCACCUGCCUGAACCAUCGUGCCGGGAGCUGGCCACACUUAUCAGCCAGUGCCUGAACUAUGCCCCUGGCGAGCGCCCCUCCUUCCGCACCAUCUUGCGGGACCUCACCCAGCUGCAGCCACACAACCUCCUGGACAUCAGUUCUGUGAACCCUGAGUUCCUUGUGUCGGACCCCACGGUUUUCCAGAAGCGCUACCUGAAGAAGAUCCGGGAGCUGGGGGAGGGCCACUUUGGCAAGGUCAGCCUGUACUGCUAUGACCCCACCAAUGAUGGCACGGGUGAGAUGGUGGCUGUGAAGUCACUCAAGUCUGGCUGCAGCCAGCAGCUCCUGGCCAGUUGGAAGAGGGAGAUCGAGAUCCUCAAGACACUCUAUCAUGAGAACAUCGUCAAGUACAAGGGAUGCUGCAGUGAGCAAGGGGACAAGAUUGUGCAGCUUAUCAUGGAGUAUGUACCAUUGGGCAGUCUGCGGGACUACCUGCCCAAGCACAACGUUGGCUUGGCCCGCAUCCUCCUCUUCGCCCAGCAGAUCUGUGAGGGCAUGGCAUACCUGCACUCGCUGCACUAUAUCCACCGGGACCUGGCUGCCCGCAAUGUGCUGGUGGAGAACGAGAAUGUGGUGAAGAUUGGGGACUUUGGACUAGCCAAGGCUGUGCCUGAGGGCCACGAGUAUUACCGGGUCCGUGAAGAUGGUGACAGCCCUGUCUUCUGGUACGCGGUGGAGUGCCUGAAGGAGUGCAAGUUCUACUAUGCUUCUGACGUCUGGUCCUUUGGGGUGACACUCUACGAGCUCCUGACGCGCUGUGACCCCAGCCAGAGUCCCCCAGCGAAAUUCCUUGAGAUGAUCGGGGCUACGCAGGGUCAGAUGACAGUGCUGCGCCUCAUCGAACUGCUGGAUCGCGGCAAGCGCCUGCCUAGCCCCAAGGACUGUCCCUGUGAGAUCUACCGCCUGAUGAAGAACUGCUGGGAGGCAGAAGCCUCCUUCCGUCCAGCCUUCCAGAACCUGGUCCCUGUGCUCAGGGCCUUCCAUGAGAAGUACAAGGCUCAGGCCCCCUCCGUCUUCAGCCUGUGCUGAGCUGCAUGCCUGAGACUUGUUUGGGGGAUGACUGUCACAUAGUCCAGCUGCACGCUGCCUCAAGCACAGGGCUGCUGCCGGGUCAGGCAGGCUGCCUGUGGACCGUGCCAGAGGCUGGGGAGUUUGCCCCCCCUGGCACAGAGCCUCUGUCCACCAGCCCUGUGGGAGCAGACAUGACAUGAAGCCUCUGGUCUGCAGUCCAACCAGGACUGUAGGAAAGUGCUGUGGAUGCAGCCAGUUGUGGCUCUUUGCCCUCCCGCGGGUCUCUUCGGCCCAGGCCAUGGCUUCAGAGGUGUGGCCAUAGCCUGGUGCACAUCAGCUGCCGCGGCUUGUCAGGCUUUGAGAAGAGCCUCUGCCUGUCUGGGGUCCAAGCUGUACUGCCUCUGUCUGGUGGGAUGGGAGAGUGGCUGCUGAGGCCACUGGAGCAUGAACCCCUCUGCAGCACCUGGCACAAGGGGAGGAGAGCUGGGGCUCAAGGCCUUAUGGGCAAGCCCUAUGCAGCCUCUGCUGGUCUCCAGAGUGCCCUCCUGCACCUCAGCCUCUCCCCCCAUCACCUUUGUGCCUGCCCCGGCAGCACCCAUUGUUGCCCACCUGCUGCCUUCGUACACAGCCUGACCAAAGCCCUGAGGCCCCUGGCCAGGGCCGCACCCCUACUGUGAAUCUGGCCAGUAACUUCUUCUGGCCCCAAGCCUGGCACCCAGUGCUGUGAUGACACCAGGCCUUUGGGGCGAGGCCGUGAGCCAAGGUGUCCUGAGGCAUUUGCUCCACAUACCUCCAAGCCAGUUGCCUUCAGCAUUCGUGUCUCCCUUGCCCACACUUGGCCUGGGCUUUCGUCAGGGCCUUGGUCCCUAAUUAUGCAGAACUCCCAGGGCAGCAGCCACCCCCUUCUGUGGGGGAAAGCAGCCCCUGGCAAAUCUAAUGUUUAUGGCACUUUACUGGGGGGGGGGGGGUGGCCCCUAGCUGCACUCCUCUAGUCCCAUGUGAGUCUCUGGGUUCCUUGUCCCCAUCCCUUGCAGCUGGGGGAGCCUACCAUGGGCCAUGAGCACAGCACAGCAAGGGGAAAGGUUGUGGAAACCUUCCCUGAGCAGCUGUUGCCUCCCUUCUGUAGCUAGUCACCACACAUCAUCCCUUCCACCCUCCUUUCCUUCUGCUUGCCUUUGCCUGACUCUGAGGAAUUCUGUCCUCAAAUGCAUUGUCAGCUCCCAGUUGUAGACAGGGCAGGUGGCUACAAUGCCCUGUGGAGGAGGGAGAGAUCGUGCCAGUGUCCAGCUGCUCCCAGCCUACACUACUGCCCCCCAAUCCACACUGUCUGUCUGUACAGCUCCCCUGUAUUUAUUGUUGCCUGCCCUGCAAACGUCAUUGAAUCCUCCUCACCUGUGCCAUGGCCUGUAGGACCGGGCAGAGCUGCCGGCCACCAAAGCCAACCUUACCCAGCCUGUGCCUGAGCCUUUUGAGCAAAAAGAACCCAGCUGUGUGCCUUGUAUUCUGUCACUGGGCAGAGGCUACGGCUCCCUUGCCCCUGUGGGGGCCUGGGGCACAUCAUUUACCACACCCUCCCUGCCCUGCCUGAGCUGUUGUACAUAGACUUGUUUUCUAUCAGGGCGUGGGAGACAUAACCUGACUGAACCUGUGGCUCAUGCUGCCCCAGCCAUAGCUGCUCUCUGAGGAAGCUAGCUUGUUGCUGGUGCCACUCUCAAUUGUCUCCAAAUAAAUCGCUCUGUCGAGGA
Messenger RNA from Alligator mississippiensis (American alligator), 8970 nucleotides. RefSeq names its product tyrosine kinase 2 (gene TYK2). Gene Ontology annotation, biological process: cell differentiation; cytokine-mediated signaling pathway; peptidyl-tyrosine phosphorylation. Lineage: Eukaryota; Metazoa; Chordata; Crocodylia; Alligatoridae. Gene Ontology annotation, cellular component: membrane; cytosol; cytoskeleton. The transcript has 24 exons. Gene Ontology annotation, molecular function: cytokine receptor binding; non-membrane spanning protein tyrosine kinase activity; ATP binding. The coding region runs from base 3689 to 7243 and encodes 1184 amino acids. The record is from RefSeq and is a predicted model, not a curated record.